CUCUUCUCCACUUCUCCCACACUUGUUCUUCCACUCUACUCAAGAUCCUUUCGAAUAUCCAAGAGAUUAUUGAAGAAUCAAGACUUUUAUUCAUUCCUACCGUUUGUUUCGUCCAAGAGAGGUUGAGCGGCGACGAGCGGUUGGCGGUGUUGAGCAAAUUAAACCUUGUAAAGAAUCCGGCUCUUUUCGAUGUGUUGGGGAUGCCUAAUCUUUAUGGUGACAUUAUCAGUGACCUUUGCGCUGGCUUGAUUGGAGGUUUAGGCUUAACUCCCAGCGGUAAUAUUGGCGAGGGAGGGAUUGCGCUUGCUGAAGCAGUGCAUGGUUCUGCACCUGAUAUUGCUGGAAAGAAUUUGGCAAAUCCGACAGCAUUGCUCCUGAGUUCUGUGAGUAUGUUGCGGCAUUUGAAGCUCCAUCAUAAAGCCGACAGAAUUCAGGAUGCUGUACUGAAGACGAUAGCAGAAGGGAAGUACAGAACAGGUGAUCUUGGUGGUAAAGCAACGACAACCAACCGAGUUCACCAAUGCAAUCUGCGAUCACCUCUUAACCCGAAUCCGGCACUUGUACAUCUUGAUUCUUUUCUGGCAGCAGUUCAGCAAUAUGAGGCUGUUGACUUAUAUUUUGUUUCUGCAAAUAUAGAUAUAGCCAUUACUAGUUUGUGAAGCAUCAUAACUCAUCUCUCCCUCAAUUCUUUGCUCAUAAGAAGCAAAAAA
Molecule: messenger RNA, 710 nt
Organism: Salvia splendens (bonfire salvia)
Lineage: Eukaryota; Viridiplantae; Streptophyta; Magnoliopsida; Lamiales; Lamiaceae
Product: isocitrate dehydrogenase [NAD] catalytic subunit 5, mitochondrial-like
Exons: 5
Coding region: 201-659 (152 amino acids)
Biological process (GO): tricarboxylic acid cycle; isocitrate metabolic process
Cellular component (GO): mitochondrion
Molecular function (GO): NAD binding; magnesium ion binding; isocitrate dehydrogenase (NAD+) activity
Source: RefSeq, a predicted model, not a curated record